AUGGCUUCGGACGAAUCCCAUGACGCCGCGCCCGAUUUGCGGAUUCUGGGCGACAGCAUCACCCUCCAACCUAGCGGAUAUGUUGAACCCGAGGUGAAAGAUGACGAAGCGCUCAUGAAGCACAUGGCCCGCUUCCGCUCAGAACCAUUACGCUUCCUCCGCGAGGUAUCCCUCUACGUCUCCGGGACAGGCUGGCGCGCCUACGACAGCGUGAUCGGCCAACCCAUCUUCUACUCCGGCUUCUCCGAGCACAUCAAGUCGCAGAUCAUGUCCGCCCCGCUCCUUGAGACCAAAAUUGCGCAGUUGGCCGACAUGCGCGUCGCCGUGGAGGAGAAAGAGGGCCUACUAAACACGAGUGACAAGGAGUUUGUUGCCAAGCGUGCCCAUCGACGCAGCGAGCUCAUCCAGGGCCUGAGGGAAGUCUCUGAGAAGCUGACGGAUAACAUGAUUUGCAAGUUUGAGAGCAAGCCGUUCAUCCGCGGGGCGUAUUACUUGGUGACGCAGUUGUUGCUGAGGGCGUAUCAUCAGGGGAUUCACGUGUCGAGUGAGGAGGUGUUGCGGUUGCGCGCGGUGGCCGAGGAGGCGGAGAAGAAGAACCAGAGUAUCAUCUUUCUGCCGUGUCACAGGUCGCAUGUGGACUAUGUCUCGAUGCAGCUGCUUUGCUACCGGCUCGGGCUGGCCCUGCCGGUGGUUGUUGCGGGCGACAACUUGAACUUUCCCUUGGUUGGGAGUUUCUUGCAGCACGCCGGCGCCAUGUACAUCCGCCGCUCCUUUGGCGAUGACCAGCUGUACACCACUCUUGUGCAGAGCUACAUCGACGUUCUGCUGCGGGGUGGCUACAACUUCGAAUGCUUCAUCGAAGGCGGCCGUUCACGAACCGGAAAGUUAUUGCCGCCCAAGUUCGGCAUCCUCAACUUUGUCCUCGAUAGUCUUCUCUCCGGCCGGGUCGACGACGCCAUCAUCUGCCCCGUUAGCACCCAGUACGACAAGGUUAUCGAGACCGAGGGUUAUGUUACGGAAUUGCUGGGCGUGCCGAAGAAGAAGGAGAACCUGGCGGAUUUCCUCAGUGGCGGGUCGAGUGUGCUCUCGCUCCGACUCGGGCGCGUCGACGUCCGAUUCCAUGAGCCGUGGAGUCUGCGGGGGUUUAUCAACGAGCAUUUGACCAAAAUGGCUUCGGUGCCGUCGUCCAUUAACGUGGACUGGACGGACAUGAAGAGCCAGGUGCUCCGCCAGAAACUGCUCCGGACUCUGGGCUACAAGGUCCUCGGCGACAUCAACGCGGUGUCGGUGGUGAUGCCCACGGCUUUGAUCGGAACUGUCCUGCUCACCCUCCGUGGGCGCGGUGUCGGGCGAACAGAACUCGCCCGGCGUGUCGAGUGGCUCACAGCCCGAGUCCGAGCCAAAGGCGGGCGUGUGGCCCACUUUGGCGACGCGCCGCUAUCCGAGGUCAUCGAACGCGGCUUGGACGUGCUGGGCAAGGACCUCGUGGGUGUGGUCGAGGGACUGGCCGAGCCAACAUACUACGCCGUCGACCGGUUCCAACUCUCCUUCUACCGCAACAUGACCAUCCACCUGUUCAUCUCGGAAGCCCUCGUGGCCGCCGCGCUGUACACGCGCGUGAAGCAAGGAGGCGGGCCAGCGGUCCAGGAUAUCCCGUACAAGGACCUGGCGGACCAGGUGCUGUUUCUCUCGUCGCUCUUCCGCGGCGAAUUCAUCUACUCGGGCGAGGGCCUGGCGCAUAACUUGGAGAAGACGCUUCUGGGGCUCGAGGCGGAUAAUGUUAUUCUUAUCGAGCGCGACGAGCGUGGCAAUAUUGCCAAGCUCGGCCUUUCGGACGCAGAGCGGGCUGCCGGCCGGGAGAAUUUUGAUUUCUACUGCUUUCUCAUCUGGCCGUUUAUUGAGGCCAGCUGGCUGGCUGCCGUGUCGCUGGUGGGACUGUCGCCGCCGCUGGGCCAAGACGGGGAUAUCUGGUUGCAAGUGUCCAAGGCGCAGGACAGCGCGCAGUUGCUCGGCAAAACCCUCUACCACCAAGGCGACCUCUCCUACUUCGAAGCCGUCAACAAAGAAACCCUCAAAAACUCCUACCAACGUUUCGCCGAAGAAGGCAUCCUCCAAAUCGUCAAGUCCAAAGACUCCCGCGUGCCCCCCCGCCUACGCAUCGCCCCCGAAUGGCGACCCGCCCGCGACCCCGAAACCGGCAGCCUAAUCGCCUCAGGCCGGCUGUGGGAUUUCACGGAGAAGAUUGCGUCCAGUCGGCGGGAGGGCAAGAAUCGUCGCGAUGGGGCGACUGUGAGUACGCGGGUGUUGAGUUUGACGGAUGCGUUGGGGAGGCAGUUGUUUGAGGAUGCGGUUAGGGCGGAGGAGGAAGGGAAGGGGAAGGGGGGAGGGGCGCCGGCGCGGUUGAGUCGGGAGGAGAAGAGGUUGUUGGAUUUGAGUGUGAGGGAGCAGAAGAGACGGAGGAGGUUGGAGGGGAGGGCGCAUUUGUAG
Messenger RNA from Dichotomopilus funicola, 2487 nucleotides. RefSeq lists its product as uncharacterized. Gene Ontology annotation, molecular function: glycerol-3-phosphate O-acyltransferase activity. Bases 1 to 2487 code for a protein of 828 amino acids. Gene Ontology annotation, biological process: triglyceride biosynthetic process; phospholipid biosynthetic process; fatty acid metabolic process. The record is from RefSeq and is a predicted model, not a curated record. Lineage: Eukaryota; Fungi; Ascomycota; Sordariomycetes; Sordariales; Chaetomiaceae. The transcript has 4 exons. Gene Ontology annotation, cellular component: mitochondrial membrane.